AUGACAGAGAAGAGUGCAACACUCAGCUUUGAUAUCAGCAAACGAGACCCGUCAUUCACGUCUUCUACCAAGGACUAUACGAUCUCGUACACGCACCAUGAACCUACGGUCAAGUCGGAGGGAGGCAAAGAGCUGCCUUUCUUAGUUCUGCUGCAUCGUGAGUCCACUUCACCUUGAAAUAUGACUCAGGGUAUAUCCCGGGGUGCAUACAAUAUUUCUCCUUCUGCAAAGCGACCCAUCAGCUAUCCCGCGAGCUCGACCUGGAGCGUAACCCCUGGGCACUAACACGUCUCCCCUUCUGCCCCUCUGCGACGGAACAGACUUCAACGCCUCCCGAGAAUACUGGAAACCCCAAAUCAAGAACCCUCUCUUGGCACCUUAUCACAAGAUCGCCGUCGAUGCCCCCGGGUUCGCCCAAUCGCGCACUUCUCCAGCGGGGUCAGCCUGGUCUUUCGAUCUCGCGGCCGAAGCAAUCUUGCAUAUUCUUGACGAUGUAUCAAAGGAGCUUGGAAGAGAGAUGAAGGCUGUCUCGUAUGGUGAUUCGAUGGGGGGAGCUCAUACGGGUUUGAGGUUGGGCAUGAGGGAUCAUGAACGAGUGACCAAGGAGGGAAAGGAGCGAAGAAUUGUCGGCGUCGUCGUCGUUGGGACCUGUGCCGAGGAAGAGAGCGAAGGUGCGCACCUAAAACUCAUAUGGACAUGUUGCCAUAUUCAGCCUGACAUUUGAUUCUAUGGUAUCGGCGUCACAGACUUUGUCAUCGACUAUACCCAGGACGCCGAAGACUUUGCGGCCAAAUGCCGAGCCACGACCUCGCCCGAACAAGUCGCACAACUGAUCGACGAGUUUGCCGCGAACAUGGGCAAAGCUGGAUAUACCGAGUCGGAGAAGCCUUUGUUUGCUGUGGCAAGGGAACAAGGGACAAAAGUCAUCGCUGAUGCGCUCAAGGCAACGCUCGUGAAUGACGAUGGCAUCUUGGAAGGGAAACAAGCCGGGGAGACGAUGAAAGUCAGUAGAUAAAUGUGCGAUCCAUUUGAGGACCUUUUCGUGGUACUGAUCCGAUCUCUCGCACAGAUGAACUAUCGCUGCCUGAACCAUCGACGAGGCUUGAUCGGUCGGCUCGCGAGUCGACCCAGUCCGCUCGGCAAGACGAACGUGCUAGUCGUGCACGGGACGGAUGACAAGGCUGUGAGUCAGGUACUCUUUUCAUUUCGUCAUUUCAACACAGGCUCAUGUUCAUCUAUGACUGCAGUACCCAUUCGAGCGCAAUUACCAUGAACGAACUUGCUCGGCGAUCGGAACGGACAACAGCGAAGUCCUCGUCAUUCAAGGGGGUCCUCAUUUUGCAACAGCGUCGCAUUGGGAGACGCUGGACAAGAAUGUGGUUGAUUGGAUCGAGAGGAAAUGUACUUGA
This is a messenger RNA of Microbotryum saponariae, 1409 nucleotides long. The record is from the annotation of a GenBank genome assembly. NCBI's taxonomy places the organism in Eukaryota, Fungi, Basidiomycota, Microbotryomycetes, Microbotryales, Microbotryaceae.